AUGAAAGUCCAUUCAAGCAUGAGUCGCCUUGCUCUUUCGCCCACCCGUCCAUUAUCCCCCGCCGUACACAGCACAAGUACUUUGCUGUAUAUGAGACAGACUCGAUAUCUCAAUGGCAAGCUUGACACUCCACAUGCCAAGCGACAACAUACAACGAGUACACAUAUUGGCCAAAAGUCAUCAUGGACACACCCCAUAUAUAGCAAAGAUCAAAUCCUCGCUGUUCGAACCGCACACAGAGAAGCAGACACCUGGCAAGACAAAGUCGCACUUGGAACUGUACGCGUACUGCGCUGGGGCAUGGACUUUGUCUCAGGAUACCGGCCUCGAACAGUUGGCAGAAAUGGAAAAUCCACAACGUACAUCAUGACAGAAGAGAAGUGGAUCACAAGAUUCAUCUUCCUGGAGAGUGUAGCAGGCGUACCAGGCAUGGUAGCCGGAAUGCUUCGUCACCUCAAAAGCAUUCGCAGAAUGAGAAGAGAUAACGGAUGGAUAGAAACACUCCUCGAAGAAGCCUACAACGAGAGAAUGCAUCUCUUGACCUUCCUGAAGCUCGCCGAGCCCGGCCCAUCGAUGCGAUUCAUGGUCCUGGGUGCCCAAUGGGUAUUCUUCAGUGGGUUCUCGCUCGCGUACCUCGUCUCGCCGCAAAUUUGCCAUCGGUUUGUUGGGUAUUUGGAAGAAGAAGCUGUCAUCACAUACUCUAAGGCUAUUCGGGACCUUGAGAAUGGUCAUCUGCCUGCGUGGAGUAGCUUACAGGCUCCUGCGAUGGCUGUCAAGUAUUGGCAGAUGCCAGAAGGACAACGUUGUAUGCGAUCUUUGUUGUUGUAUGUCCGAGCCGAUGAGGCCAAACAUCGCGAUGUCAAUCAUGCGCUGGGAAAUCUGAACCAGGAUACGGAUCGAAACCCGUUCGCUGCUCGUGUUGGAGCCCAGGUUGAGUCUGUUGCUCGUUCGGCUGGACUGCGCCAAUUACAUGGGGAAGGCAACCGGAAGGAAAAUUGA
Penicillium olsonii is the source of this 999-nucleotide messenger RNA. Lineage: Eukaryota; Fungi; Ascomycota; Eurotiomycetes; Eurotiales; Aspergillaceae. The record is from the annotation of a GenBank genome assembly.